GAUAGAUGUCGCUUUGCUCAACUAACAAAGAAACAAACCAACCAACCAUUUGGAUAUUUGGAUAAAUAGAUAGAGAGAUUAAUUUGUAUUAUUAUCACUAUUAUUCAUCAUCAUAAUAAUAAUAACCGUCUGAAGGAAGGAAUCCUCUGAUCGAUGAUUCAUUUUUCAUUCAUUCAUAAUAAUCAGAAGAGGGUUUGAGGGAGGCUGAUUAUAAUUCAUUCGUUCAUACAUAAUAAUAAUAAUAAUAACAAUAAUCAGAGGCUGCUUUUGAUUGAUUUUCGCCAAUCAAUUAAUUAAUUUCAAACCCAGCCCCAUCCAAUCCAAGGCCAGCUACCAAAACUUGUAUCCAACUAGUGUUUGUUGUAAUAAACAAAAACCUACAAUUGUUGCCGGAUGAUGAGGAGAUAUCAUGUCAUAUCAUCAACAGGAAGAUAAUGAGUAUGUGGUGGAUGAAUAUGACAUGGAGGAUGUAGAUUAUGAUGACAUGGAUGAUGAUGAUGAUGAUGAGUAUCAUGGCUCUGACUCUGACGCGGAUCACUACGAUUACAUGAAUUAUAAAUUGCAAGACACUUCUGCUGCUCAGGCAAGAAGAGGCAAAGACGUGCAAGGUAUUCCAUGGGAAAGGCUGAGCAUAACUAGGGAGAAAUAUAGACAAACUAGAUUACAACAGUACAAAAACUAUGAAAAUAUUCCUCACUCUGGGGAGGCUUCACAAAAGGCAUGCAAAUUCACUGACAAAACGGGCAUGUAUUAUGACUUUAGACGCAACAUAAGAUCUGUAAAAUCCACAAUUCAGCACUUUCAGUUAAGAAACCUAGUAUGGGCUACAUCAAAGCAUGAUGUCUACUUCAUGUCACAUUACUCUGUCAUCCAUAUGUCUUCACUAGCAAGCAAAAAGACUGAUGUCCUUAACGUAUCUGGACACGUAGCACCAUGUGAGAACCACCCUGGGAGUCUAUUGGAAGGAUUUACUUGUAUUCAAGUUAGCACAAUGGCAGUAAAAGAUAAUCUGCUUGUUGCCGGUGGAUUUCAGGGAGAACUUAUAUGCAAGUACUUAGAUAGACCCGGUGUUUCUUUCUGUUUGAGGACAACAUAUGAUGAUAAUGCUAUUACUAAUGCUAUUGACAUCUACACAACUCCAAGUGGAGCAGUGCAUUUUAAUGCAUCAAACAAUGAUUGUGGAGUCAGAGAGUUCGACAUGGAAAAUUUUCGUAUGAUCAAACACUUCCGUUUUCCUUGGCCUGUGAACCAUACCUCCAUUAGCCCUGAUGGCAAGCUUCUUAUAAUCGUAGGAGACAACCCAGAUGGAAUGUUGGUGGACACCACAUCUGGAAAGACAGUUGCAGCCUUGAAAGGACACUUGGAUUUCUCAUUUGCAUCAGCAUGGCACCCUGGUGGUCAAAAUUUUACUACUGGGAACCAGGACAAAACAUGCAGAGUAUGGGAUGUGAGAAACCUGUCAAAAUCAGCAACUUGUUUAGAAGGAAACCUAGGAGCAAUUAGAUCAAUCCGAUACUCGUCUGAUGGUCAGUUCAUGGCGAUGGCUGAAGCAGCCGACUUUGUUCAUGUUUUUGAUGUUAAAAGUGGUUAUGAAAAAGAACAAGAAAUCGAUUUCUUUGGUGAGAUUUCUGGAAUGUCUUUUAGUCCUGAUACGGAGUCACUAUUCAUUGGAGUUUGGGAUCGAUCAUAUGGCAGCCUAUUGGAGUUGGGACGGAGACACAAUUACUCUUAUUUGGAUUCCAUACUUUGAUAGUUUUUCAUGAUAUAAAAAGUGAGUAAUCAUGUACAAAUGUUGUUCUUUUCUUUUUGGUCAUGAAACAUGUGUAGAGUGAAGAGAUGUAGAGAAAAGCUAGGAUAGCAAAGAAACUGGCCAGUGUUUUAAGAUAAAAGCAGGAAAAGCUUUUACGAAGUCUUGGUUGUAAGUUAUAUAUACAUCACCAGACUAGUAAUAAAGUUAUCAACUCCCAUUUUUAUGCA
Molecule: messenger RNA, 1977 nt
Organism: Erigeron canadensis
Lineage: Eukaryota; Viridiplantae; Streptophyta; Magnoliopsida; Asterales; Asteraceae
Exons: 11
Coding region: 410-1750 (446 amino acids)
Molecular function (GO): protein binding
Source: RefSeq, a predicted model, not a curated record